AUGAACAAGCUUAAAAAUUUGAUUUAUAUAGGUUAUAAUGAUUAUAUAAAGAUGAGUUUAGCUUCUAAUCAAGAAUCCGCUCUCAAUAAGAGGAGGGCGAGACAGAUCCGUUAUAAGUAUAUUGCUUACCGCUCGUCUUUAGCCUAUCAAAUAGCCUUACUAGAAUGUAGGAAAAUUAGAGUCCCUGCCUUCAAACUCUCGAGGGGCAUCGUGAUUCAGUCUACUCGAUUGCCUGGUGGCCAGAUGGAAGCCGCCUCGCAUCAGGGUCAGCUGAUAGGACAAUCCGCAUCUGGGAUCUAG
Molecule: messenger RNA, 300 nt
Organism: Penicillium odoratum
Lineage: Eukaryota; Fungi; Ascomycota; Eurotiomycetes; Eurotiales; Aspergillaceae
Exons: 3
Coding region: 1-300 (99 amino acids)
Source: RefSeq, a predicted model, not a curated record